Malania oleifera is the source of this 2091-nucleotide messenger RNA. RefSeq lists its product as uncharacterized. Lineage: Eukaryota; Viridiplantae; Streptophyta; Magnoliopsida; Santalales; Ximeniaceae. The record is from RefSeq and is a predicted model, not a curated record. The transcript is spliced from 4 exons. Bases 273 to 1598 code for a protein of 441 amino acids.
GUGGGAUACGCCGACAAGGGAUAGAGGCGUCAUUAUAACAAGAUGCAGGUCCAUAUCCGUCAGUUUAGCUGGUCGUCCUCCCCAACCUCAGUACUCCCACCAUAGCCACCCACCACUACUGGAUGCCUUCACUCUCCUCUGGAACUCCACUCUCUCUCUCUCUCUCUCUCUGAUAUUGUGCUUUUUCUCUGUCUAAGAUUGUAAUUUCUUCUUCAUAUUCUUCCCAUCCUCUCUCUCACAAGUUGAACCAGGUCUCUCUCUUUCUCUCUCUCAUGGGGAGUAGAAUCCCGUCGCACCAGUUGAGCAGUGGGCUUUACGUCUCAGGGCGGCCGGAGCAGCUCAAGGAAAGGCAACCGACAAUUGGGUCGCGUGCCGUUCCGUACACCGGCGGCGACGUCAAGAAAUCGGGGGAACUGGGGAAAAUGUUUGACAUCGCCGUAGUAGAUCCCUCAGCCGGUGGUCCUCCUCAGUUGAAGACCUCGCGCCCCUCCUCAUCAUCGCAGCACAACAGCGGAUCCGUCCGAUCCGGUUCUAACUCAGGGCAGCUUCCCAAAUCUUCGAACUCAGGUCAGCUUCCCAAGUCUUCGAACUCGGGUCCGAUUCCGAAAAAAUCCUCCGGUCCGAUGAUCCCGCUCCAGCCGACUGGGCUUAUCACAUCCGGCCCACUCGGAUCCUCCAGCGGCGGCGGCCGGAAGUCUGGGCAGCUGGAGCCGUCGGGUUCGAUGGGGAAGGUCGCGUACGGGUCGGCCGUGACUAGCUUGACGGACGAGGUGAAGUUCGGGUUCAAGGUGUCCAGGGGGGUAAUGUGGGUUUUCUUGGUGGUGGUGGCAGUAGGAGUGCUGGUGGGGGUGUUUCUAACGGUGGCGGUGAAGAAGGCGGUAAUUUUGGUCGCCAUCGCUGCCGUUUUGGUGCCGAUGAUAGUGAUCGUUCUGUGGAAUUGUGGUUGGGGAAAGCGAGGGUUACUGGGGUUCUUGCAACGGUAUCCUGAUGCUGAGCUUAGAGGUGCUAUUAAUGGACAGUAUGUCAAGGUCACCGGGGUUGUCACAUGUGGCAGUAUUCCUCUUGAAUCAUCUUAUCAGAGAGUACCUAGGUGUAUAUAUGUUUCCACAGAAUUGUAUGAAUAUAGAGGAUGGGGUGGAAAAUCUGCAAAUCCUAAACACCGCUUCUUGUCGUGGGGAUGUAGACAUUCAGAGAAAUACGUGGCCGAUUUCUACAUAUCAGACUUCCAGUCUGGGCUACGUGCACUUGUAAAAGCUGGCUAUGGAGCCAAGGUUGCUCCAUUUGUCAAACCAGCGACUGUAGUUGAUGUAACGAAAGAAACUCAAGAGUUAUCUCCAGGCUUUCUACGCUGGCUUGCUGAGCGCAACCUCUCUAGAGAUGACCGCAAAAUGCGUCUUAAAGAAGGGUAUAUCAAAGAAGGGAGCACAGUUAGUGUGAUGGGGGUUGUCCAACGCCAUGAUAAUGUAUUGAUGAUUGUUCCAUUGGCCGAGCGUGUCUCAACAGGUUGUCAGUGGAUCCGUUGCCUCCUCCCAACCUACAUUGAAGGUCUUAUUUUGACAUGCGAUGAUAAUCAAAAUGCUGAUGUUGUUCCCGUGUAGAUACGAUAGUACCAUUUCUUCUCGACCAUUAUUCCUUUUCUCCUUUGUUGGGGAUUGGACAUCACGAGUAAAUAGCAGAUGGGCGAAAACUGGAGGACAUCAAGUUCUGCCACGCCACUCUGUUCCAACCAUUUCAGGUUGUCUAGGGGUAUGUAAAAUGGCCUAGAUGAUGCAGAGCAGGAAGGAUGCAUGACAUCACAAGGUGAGAGGAGUCUGUCACGGUUUACAUGCUUUUUGGUUUAAAUGAAGAUCCAGAAAAGGAGAUAUCCCCAUUCUUCUUCAAGCGGCUAGACAGUUGAAGCCACGUUUUGAUUUCAGCAGACUUGAUGUAUAUAUAAGUUGCUUAGCCUUAGACGGUUCCUCUCUGCAUGCCUUUAAUGGUCGCCAACCUUGGAUGCACUCAAUUUUAGUGCAGAAAGUGGAAUUAUUAAUAUUUAUGUUUUUCGGUUGAGUAUAUAUCAACUAAUGAAUGGCCCCUUUGGAAGCAAAGAAA